Naegleria fowleri is the source of this 1065-nucleotide messenger RNA. RefSeq lists its product as uncharacterized. Gene Ontology annotation, molecular function: protein binding. Bases 1 to 1065 code for a protein of 354 amino acids. The record is from RefSeq and is a predicted model, not a curated record. Lineage: Eukaryota; Heterolobosea; Eutetramitea; Acrasida; Naegleriidae. The transcript has a single exon.
AUGGAACAAUAUCGUGUAACACGAAGAAAUUCUCCAAAACAAGAGGAAUGGUUGGCUUCGGGAGUGGAAUGGAAAUUAAUUAAUUUUGAUCAACAACAAGCAAUUCCUUCUCCGAGAUUUGAUUUUGCUGUUGCAUCCACUCCGGAUCAUUCUCUUUCGUUUCUUUAUGGUGGAGUCAAUAAUAGUUGGGGUAUCAUGAACGAUUUUUGGAUUUUAAAUCAUCAAAAUUUGCAAUGGACGAAAAUUGUCAAAGACAGUAGCGAUGAUUUGUGGCCGCCUGCAUUAAGGGACGCUGCUGGAGUGUUUUGUUUGGGAGAAUUCUAUUUGUUUGGAGGAAAGAGUAAUGGUGGCACUGUGAGUAGUGAUGUGUGGAAAUUUAGUUUGGCUCUCCGAAAGUGGAGUAUUGUAAAUAGAGGAAAAGAUGAAGAACAAGCUAAAAUUGCAUCAAAAUUUGGUCACUCUGCCACUUGCAUUGGCGGUAGCUUCAUUAUCAUCUUUGGGGGUAGCGACAAGAACAACAAUUUGUAUAAUCAACUCUAUUUAUUUAGCAAUGGAACAUUUACUGAAAUUGAACCAAAAGGACAAGACAGAAUUUCUCCAAGAAUGUAUACUCCAAUUAUUUUCAAUCCAAUCGAUUCAUCUCUCUAUGCAUUUGGUGGCUAUGUGAAAAUUUCAGCAAACGAAAGCGCAAACAAUGAUGAAUUAUGGCAAUUCGAUUUAUUGGCUAAACAGUGGAAGCAAAUUGAAAAACAACACUCUGCAAUUUGGCCUCCUGCAAGAAGUGGACACAAUUUGUUCAAGACCUCACAAUUUUCUAACAAUUUCUAUAUAUUCGGUGGUGAAUUACUGAAUGGUCUUGGUACCAAUGAUAUGUAUUCUUUCAAUAUUCUCACUUCUCAAUGGUCAGCAAUUUCAAUGGAUGGAAAUACAGCACCAUCAGGAAGAUUGGGCUCUGCUUUCAUUCAAAAAUCUUAUUCGAGUGAAGAAUACAUUCUAUUUGGAGGUGUUUCUGGUUGGACCAACACAAAGAUAUUAGGUGACGAAUGGAUUGCCUCACUACAUUAA